AUGGGCAUUUCGAAAGAGCGCGCUAGGAGCAGCGACAACGCUGAUCGUACAGAUGGCGAGAUACUCGAAUUGAGCGGCGGUUACACCGUGGGAGAAGAGAAGGCGGAUCUUCGAAAGAAAGACAUGGUCAUCUUUCCUUUUAUGUGUUUCGUCUUUUUCCUACAAUAUCUCGACAAGCAGAGCCUUGGCUAUGCUGGCGUAUUCGGCCUCAUUAAAGACCUCCAUAUGACGAGCUCACAAUACUCCUGGUCUAGCUCGAUCUUCUGCGUUGGCCAACUUGCCUCCGAGUACCCUUUUAUUUACCUAAUGAGUCGACUUCCAUUGACCCAAUUUGUCGGUGCUACUGUAAUUGUCUGGGGCAUCAUGUGUAUGUGCCUCGCAGCUCCAACCAACUUCGCUGGAUUCGCUGCGGUCCGAUUCCUCCUCGGCUUCAGCGAAGGCGCCGUCUCACCCGCUUUCGUCACAAUCACCAGUAUCUGGUACCGGAAGAAAGAGCACAACGUCCGCACAGCAUUAUGGAUCACCAUGAAUGAUCUAGCCCAAGUAAUUGAAUGCUUCCUCAUGUACGGCAUUGGUAAAAAUACCUUGCUUUCUAUCGCGCCCUGGCGUGUUAUAUUCAUUAUCUGCGGUGCCAUAACCUUCCUUGCAGGUGUUGGGUUUUUCAUACUCAUGCCCAACGGACCCAAAGAUGCAUGGUUCCUAAACGACCAUGAGAGAGAGGUUCUGUCUCUGCGUAUGGCAGAAGGUCGUGAAGGUGGUGACAAAACAUCAUUCUCUAUGGCGCAACUCAGAGACACUCAUGGACCCGAAGGCGUGGGUUGUAUUUUGGUUUGGUGUUUUGGCUUCUUGCAUUACCGCGUCGAUGACAAUUCUUCUCUCAUUGGCCGCGUCAGACUUCAAGGGUAA
Messenger RNA from Penicillium antarcticum, 906 nucleotides. RefSeq lists its product as uncharacterized. Gene Ontology annotation, cellular component: plasma membrane. The coding region runs from base 1 to 906 and encodes 301 amino acids. Gene Ontology annotation, molecular function: dipeptide transmembrane transporter activity; allantoate transmembrane transporter activity. The transcript has 4 exons. The record is from RefSeq and is a predicted model, not a curated record. NCBI's taxonomy places the organism in Eukaryota, Fungi, Ascomycota, Eurotiomycetes, Eurotiales, Aspergillaceae. Gene Ontology annotation, biological process: dipeptide transport; transmembrane transport; allantoate transport.